Molecule: messenger RNA, 4616 nt
Organism: Eublepharis macularius
Lineage: Eukaryota; Metazoa; Chordata; Lepidosauria; Squamata; Eublepharidae
Gene: MICAL1
Product: microtubule associated monooxygenase, calponin and LIM domain containing 1
Exons: 25
Coding region: 530-4051 (1173 amino acids)
Molecular function (GO): protein binding; FAD binding
Source: RefSeq, a predicted model, not a curated record
UCCCACGCAGCGCCCGCGGUGCCGCCGCGCUCUCUCCUCCGCCCCGCCGAGCCUAGGGGACGAUGAGUGCUGCAGAGUUGCAUUUGCCUAGCCAGAAGCGCCGCGGCGCUCGGCCAGGAGCCCCCCUGAGAAGUAGUCACUCGCUCCGCGCCGAGAGAAGGGAGCCGCGGCAGCGGAAGAAGCAGCGCACAGAAGCUGGGGCUGAGCAGGGGCGCUUCGGUCGCCUGUAGCGGCGCGCUCUGGAGCUCCAGAGACGGAAAUAUCGCGCCGCUUCUCGGUCACGCAAGACGAGGCGGCAUCGAGCGGAACGCGCCGCGGGGGGCUCGGGCGCCUCCGAUUCCGAGUCGGGACAACAGCAGGACUCCACAUGAGCUCAAAGGACCCAGGAAGAAACUUAGAUCACCUUUGACAAAGCCACUCGUGUAUCUCUAGAGAAGGCUGCCUCCUACUUUAAGAGUCACUGUCAUACCGAAGGCUGUGCAAGUCUUGAGUGCAACUGUUAUCCUUGGCUUCUUUCUUACCCCUGAGGAUGAAUCAGCAGGAUGGAGGGCAGAACAAUCUGGCCCAUUCCUUCUUUGAAACUUUUCUCCGUGCCAAGCAGAACAAAGAGGUUCUGGACAGCUUUGGGGUUCUGUGCAAACAUCUGGGCCUGGAGCAUACAGGGCAACUCCAGUUCUACCACAAGCUCAAGUCUUGCCUCAACUACUGGAAUGCCAAGGCCCUGUGGGUCAAGCUAGACAAGAAAGCCAGUCACAGAGAUUAUGAUCAGGGGAUGGCGUGUGCCAGCACCAAGUGCCUGAUAAUUGGGGCCGGCCCCUGUGGUCUCCGCUCAGCUAUUGAGUUGGCCUUCCUUGGAGCCCAUGUGGUGGUAGUAGAGAAGAGAGAUGCCUUUUCCCGGAACAAUGUGCUACACCUCUGGCCUUUCACCAUCCAUGACUUGCGAGCGCUGGGGGCCAAGAAAUUCUAUGGGCACUUCUGCACGGGCUCCUUGGAUCACAUCAGUAUCCGUCAACUGCAGCUGAUCUUGCUGAAAGUAGCCUUAAUCUUGGGAGUUCAGAUUCAUAACAACGUGCAUUUUAAGGGACUAAUUCCACCGGCAGCAAAGUCAGAUGGACAGGUUGGUGGCUGGAGGGCUUUGCUGCAUCCCUGCUCCUCUCCCCUGAGCCAGUAUGAAUUCGAUGUCCUCAUCUCUGCAGGUGGAGGCAGGUUUGUGCCAGAAGGUUUUAAGCGGAAAGAGACCCGUGGGAAACUUGCUAUUGGCAUCACUACCAAUUUUGUUAAUCAUCACAGCAGGGCUGAGGUGGAGGUGGCUGAGAUCAGUGGAGUGGCUCGUAUCUACAACCAGCAGUUCUUCCAAAACCUCUAUAACAAAACAGGUAUUGACUUGGAAAACAUUGUCUAUUAUAAAGAUGACACUCACUACUUCGUCAUGACAGCCAAGAAGCAGAGCCUGCUAAAGAAAGGAGUCAUCUUAAAAGACAAGCUGGACGUGGAGAGCCUGCUGUCUCCAGAGAACGUGAACCAGGAAGCUCUUCUAGCGUAUGCCCAGGAAGCUGCCAGUUUUUCUACCAAUUACCAGCUGCCCAACUUAGAGUUUGCUCUGAACCAUCACAGCAAGCCAGAUGUUGACAUGUUUGACUUCACCUGCAUGAACCGCUCUGAGAACGCAGCACUAGUGCGAGACUGCCGUGGGACCAAGCUGCUCAUUGGGCUGGUGGGGGACUGCCUGGUGGAGCCGUUCUGGCCAUUGGGUACCGGUGUAGGCAGAGGGUUCCUGGCAGCCUUUGAUGCUGCCUGGAUGGUAAAGAGAUGGGCUUCGGGGACACCCCCUCUGGACGUACUGGCUGAGAGAGAAAGCGUGUAUCAGCGGCUGUCACAGACUUCUCCAGACAACACCAACAAGAACAUCAGCCAGUACAGCAUUGAUCCCACCACACGAUACCCAAACAUCAACCUUCAAGCUAUCAAAGCUUCUCAGGUUCGCCACCUGUAUGCAACAGGAGCAAUUGAAGUGGACCACAAGAAGAGGAGCAGUUGGGUUAGCCCAGAGGCAAUCUGCACAGACUCUAACAGAGCCUAUGAAGAACUCCUUAGUUGGUGUCAAACUAACACAGCAAGUUACCCUGACAUUAAGGUGGUGGACUUCACACACUCCUGGAAGAGUGGCCUGGCCCUCUGUGCCCUCAUUCAUCACUUUCGACCUGAUCUUCUAGACUUCAACUUGCUGAACCAGAAUGAUCCUAUUGGGAACAACCAGAUGGCUCUAGAUGUGGCAGAGCAAGAGCUAGGAAUCCCUCCAGUCCUCUCCAGUAGCGAAAUGGCUUCAAUGUCUGAGCCUGACAGACUUGGUUUGAUCACUUACCUGAGCCAGUUUUAUGAUGCCUUCAAGACCUCUCCAGAACUGGAAGAGAAAGCUGCAAAGCCUCUGUCACCACGUGGCACCAGGGGAGCCAUCCUCUUCCUCAGCAAGAUCCAGAAAAGUCUGUCUCUCUCACGUAAACGAAACCUGGAAAGCAAUAUGCUGGAGUCAGAAACCAAGAGGACGAAGCAAGAGGCUGGGAGUCCCCCCCCCUCUCCUGGGCGAAGCAGUGAUGCCUGCUACAUCUGUGGAGAACAUGUGUAUAUCCUAGAGCGAUUCAGUGCUGAGGGGCGUUUCUUCCAUCGUGGCUGUUUCAAGUGCCACCACUGUAAGACAACACUGCGGCUGGGGGACUAUGUCUUCAACGAGGAUGAUGGUAAUUUCUACUGCAUGCUGCACAGUGCUGUCCCCACAAAUAUGGCUGUAUCUGACAGGAGAGUUGCUUUGAAAGCAGCAUGUAAGGAUUCCACUCAGUACUACAUUCCUUCAGACAAAGGCAUUAUGGACUUGGCUGCUGAAAAGACCAAAACAGAAACCGACACACGAAUCCUGGAUGAGAACCUCUCUUCCUUCACGGAUCAUCUGCCAGCACAGCACCCUGCAGAACUUAAAAUAUUACCUCAGGAAGAUGCCAACCUAUUCCCAUCCAGAGACAAUGGAGGUGCCAAUACCAUAAACUUAUCACAGUUUCCACCUCACCUGCACUUUGUUGUGAGGGAUGAUGAACUGGAAAGUCCUGUUUCUGAGGCCCACUUAAUUCCACAGCUUGUGGAGAAAGAAACACAGGAGGGUAAGGCCCAUCAUAAGAAAACUAAACAUGGCCUAAUAAACUGGACUUAUAGCCUAUCCCAAGAAGAGGCACUUGAGAGCCUAGACAGAGGAAUGCAAGGAGCUGGAGUAGAGCCUGCAGAUCCCAGAGAAGUGACCAAACAAGAAAAUGAGGAAAGUGAAGAUACCCAGUGGAGAAGGAAGAUUCGCUUGUCAUCCCAGGAAAAGCUUGAAUUGUCCAGACUGAGUCCAAUUUCAGCCUCGUUUAAUUUUCCAGAUAUGAACCAGGCUUGCAUAGAGGACUCCAGCUUCAGCAAGGACUCAGAUUCUCUGGAAAUUGAAAGUGACAGUGAAGAGGAACAAGUGGAUGAUGAAGAGGAGGAGACCCAAGAUCUUUUUGCAAAUAUGUGUCCCUUGAGUGUGACUGAAGAAGAAAAAUACCCAACCUGGAAAAAAACAUUGAUGCGACGAGCCAAAGAGGCUGAAAUGAAAAGAUUUUGCAAAGCCCAGUCAAUCCAGAGGCGGCUUGAAGAGAUCGAAGUGACUUUCCGAGAGCUGGAAAAGCAGGGAAUAAAACUGGAGCGAUCCCUUCGGAAUGAUGGAGGAACAGAGUCAGAAUUAAAGAAACUUUGGAUGAACCAGUUGCUUUCCCUGAUCCAAAAGAAGAACAGUCUGAUGUCUGAGGAAUCCGACCUUAUGAUUGCGGUACAAGAACUGAAGCUAGAAGAACAGCAGAGUCAGCUGGAUCAAGAACUGCGGUAUUACUACAACAUGGAAGAGUCAUUGAAAAUCCCAGAGGACCGGCUGGCAGAAAAAAAGAUCCUCUCCCAGUUGCUGGAGGUUGUGAAUCAGCGAAGUGCCCUGAUCGAUUUCCAGGAUAAUAAACGCCUCAGUGAGCUUUGUGAGGAAAUACCAAAGUUGUAGAACAUGUAGAAAGUUUAAGGGCUACCAAGACUGAAACCUACUGACCCUGCAGGCUACAGGCCACUUUAGAAUGGGGAAGUGAGCCCAGCAGCAUCUUGCCCAGGUGUAUGCUACUCGAAGCAACACUCAAAUCCAAGCAGAGGUGGACAACCCUGUGCAGUAAAUGGAACUGUGGCACUUUCUGCCAGUGCAGACGUUGCAUUCAAUAACCACACUUCAGGUAACUUCAGGAGGGUCCCCUCUGGAAGAGGACUCAAGCGCCAGAGCUGGAGCUGCAGCAGGAGAUACCACCACCACCCCCGCCCUGCUCGUCACCACCGUGAGUUAGUGCUUGGUGACUCCUCCCAGAAGAGAAGAAGCCUAACCUUGCUCCACCUACUCACAAUAGAUACUACCGUAGUACAUUCUGGGGUAUUCUUUGAUAAUAAGGAGUACUUUAUAUUAUUUGUUUUUAAGAUUGUAUAAUGAAGCAUUUGGAGGAUGAAACAACCAGUCAUAUCCUAUGCCCUUGGAAAAGGUAGCAUGGACCUUUUGGUGCAAGUACUCAAUAUAUCUUCCAACUGUG